Ixodes scapularis (black-legged tick) is the source of this 1329-nucleotide messenger RNA. RefSeq names its product zinc finger MYM-type protein 1-like. Lineage: Eukaryota; Metazoa; Arthropoda; Arachnida; Ixodida; Ixodidae. The record is from RefSeq and is a predicted model, not a curated record. The transcript is spliced from 4 exons. The coding region runs from base 1 to 1329 and encodes 442 amino acids.
AUGAGUACUGCACAUUCACCGGGACCACGGACAGAAGUGGAGGAAUCCCAAGCCCCACAAUCGUCUCGAAUAGGUUCUGUUGCGAGCAUCGUAACGAAGUUUCAUCCAGCCAGCGACUAUCGGUUUCCUAAAAACGCUCAAGGGAGAGCCUGUUUGCCUGAAUGGCUCGAGAAGUUCAGAUGGCUUCACUAUAACUGCGAUAGUGACAGUGUGCUGUGCUAUGAAUGUGUGGCACGGUGCACUAUGAAAUGCGAAAACAGUGUUCGUGGUGCCGAGGUGACUUUCAUUUUAUCCGGCUUCAGGAACUGGAAGAAGGCCACUGAGAAGUUCAGAACUCAUGAAAAAAGUGAAUGCCACAGCCGGUCUGUGGAUAGCUUGUUGCAGAGAAUGCAGAAAGCACCAGUGAUCAAGCUUCUCAGUGAGCACAGCCUGGAGGAGCAGAAUGAGGCGCGAACGGCACUCCGUGUUGUCUUCAGUUCCAUCAGAUACCUUGCACGCUCGAGUCAGGCCCUGCACGGACAUUCGUAUGAAGAUGGAAACCUGCGGCUUCUACUCAACGAAAGUUCUCAAGACGUCCCGGCCUUGGAAAUGUGGAUGAAAAGGCGGGACAAGUGGCUGUGCGCUGACGUUCAAAACGGAGUCAUUGAAAUCAUGUCUCACGAGCUGCUGCGAGGCAUCAUACAGGAGGUAAAGCAUUCAACCUUCUUCAGCAUCAUUGCCGACGGCACGACGGACGUUUCAUCAUCUGAGCAGUUCUCGCUGUGCAUCAGGGGCGUGGAUCCAGACACUUUGCAUGUAAAGGAGAUUUUUGUUGGCUUGUACAACCCGAGUGAUACCACAGCCGCUACUCUUUUUGCUGUAAUCAAAGACAUGUUGUUGUUCCGGCCUCUCAAUAUUGUGGAAGAUCACGGACUAGGGAAAGUUCUUCAGAUUGCCUUGGAUUCUCCGUCUUACCAGCCGCCGUCCCGUCGUGCAGUGAGUGCCAAGGUGGAUGCCCUGUAUACCUCGAGACGGGAGCGUCUUCAAGCAGAACUCUCGGCAGCCAGCUUCACCAGCUUAACAGCGGACUUCUGGACCUCCAUCGCCAAUGACGCCUACCUCGGGAUAACGGCGCAUUGGAUCGACGACGACUGGAUGCUUCGAUCGGCAACAUUGCAGGUAAAAGCUGUCUGUACCGAUAACGCCCGCAACAUCUGUCUUGGGGUGCAGAGAACAAACUUUCAGAGUCUGAAGUGCGCAGCUCACACGCUUCAGCUGUGCGUCCACAAGGCGCUCAGCGUGACGGGUGUGGAGCGACUGCUAGCCGCCUGUCGUCGUACUAGCACCUAA